Drosophila hydei is the source of this 924-nucleotide messenger RNA. RefSeq names its product RWD domain-containing protein 1. The transcript has 2 exons. Gene Ontology annotation, biological process: cytoplasmic translation. The record is from RefSeq and is a predicted model, not a curated record. Bases 99 to 842 code for a protein of 247 amino acids. Gene Ontology annotation, molecular function: protein binding. Lineage: Eukaryota; Metazoa; Arthropoda; Insecta; Diptera; Drosophilidae.
AGACUAUUCUACCAAAUAACCUAAAAGGUAAACCGAAUACAAACGGCAUCUCGGGCAUUUUUCUAUUUAUUUCUUAAUUGUAUACAAUAAUAAUUACAAUGAGCCGAAACUAUAAGGAAGAUCAGGUCAAUGAGGUUGAAGCCCUUGACUCCAUUUAUUGUGGCGAAAUGGAAGUUCUCCAAACUGAGCCAUUUCACAAAUUUCAAAUUCCCAUUGCCACGGAGGAGUACAAUGCCGAUGCAGCGGAAGACAGUGAAAAAGGUUUAGCUUGCAAACUUGUGUUUACGUACACAGAAAUAUAUCCAGAUGAAGCGCCGUUGGUGGAAAUUGACGAAGCUGAAAAUUUUGAAGACAAUUUCGAAGCACAGCUUCUGGAACACUUGCGCAAGUCAAUUGAGGAAAACAUUGGCAUGGAGAUGAUAUUUUCAUUAGUGAGUAGUGCACAGGAAUGGCUAAAUGUGCAGUGGGACGAACACAAGAAAACCCAGGAGGAUGAACGGGCGCGCAAGGUCCAAGAAGUCGAAGAAGCGGAAAGAAAGAAAUUUGAGGGCACGCGAGUGUCUGUCGAGACAUUUAUGAAAUGGAAACUAGAUUUUGAAGAGAGCACGGGUAUUGCUGCCAAGCGAGAGAAGAACAAUGAUAGCAAGAAACUAACAGGGAGGGAGCUAUUUAUGUGCGAUAACACAUUGAACGAAUCAGACAUCAAAUUUCUGUUGGAGGCCGGCGAAAAUCUUGAGAAUGUUAAAAUUGAUGAAACAUUGUUCCAAGAUAUUGGUGAACUGGAUUUAGAUGAUGACGACGAUGAGGAUUGGGUGCCUGGAGCCGAUGACGAUGAUGAUUAAGCCAUUCUGCGAUAUUAAAAUAAAAGUCAUGUAAGGCAUACUUGUGUAUUGUAAACAAAACAGCUUAACUCUCAAUGGUGGC